This is a messenger RNA of Aspergillus caelatus, 1263 nucleotides long. RefSeq names its product mitochondrial 54S ribosomal protein mL38. The record is from RefSeq and is a predicted model, not a curated record. The coding region runs from base 1 to 1263 and encodes 420 amino acids. The transcript is spliced from 2 exons. Lineage: Eukaryota; Fungi; Ascomycota; Eurotiomycetes; Eurotiales; Aspergillaceae.
AUGGCCCAUUGCGAGCGGGCAGCAAAGCCUUUGCUCCAAUGUCUUCAGAAGUCCUACCCUAGAGCCCUUCCGACCCUUCAGGUGCAGUCAACCCGGGCCUUCCAAACUACCGCUCUUGCUCGCGAGGAAGCCCAGGCUGAACCUAAGAGCCAACCUUUCCACAAAACGCCCGACCCAGCGCUUGUAUCGAGUCCUCGAUUGGAACGAAGAUUAUUACGACAGGGUAUUUCGCCCAUUGGAUCUCGCAGACGUCGCGCAGCUUUGCAAAGCUCACCAAAUGUUCCCUUCGAGCAACUGCCCUACCAAUGUUUCCAGGAGGCACGGAAGGUUCUCCUUGCGGACCGGGAGGAGAAAUUGAAGGAAAUCGUGUCCAUGAGGGAGAAGAUCGCCAGGCUUCAGGCUGUCCCUGCGGAAGAAGCGGGAGGCGAGCAAGUGAAGAAGUCGCGACUGGUAGCCAUGGAGCUCCAUCUUGAACGCCUGAAGAUUCUUGCAGACAUUAACGACCCAUUGGUGAAGAAGAAGUUUGAAGACGGACAGGGCGAUAUGAGCAAGCCCAUCUACCGUUAUCUGGCCGACAAGAAAUGGAGGGAGUAUCGCCGCAAGAUCCUUGUCCAAAGAAUCACGCAGAUGAAGGUUAUCCCUGAUGUCCUUCCUCACUGCGACCCUGUCGUCGACACUAAGCUCUAUUUCGGCCGGUCGCCCGUUCAGCCCGGAGAGUUCGUCAACUCCCGCGUCAGCACAUCUGCACCAAAACUUGACGUGCAGCUCUUCGAGCGAGGUGAGAAACUUGUGACGAUCGCCGUGGUCGAUUCCGAUGUUCCCAAUGUCGAGAAGGAUGGGUUCGACUACAGAAUGCAUUAUCUGGCGGUCAAUGUACCCAUCUCGGCUGUCUCCACCAAGGUCGAUCUGUCCAAGCUCUCGUCGGAGUCGCAGGUCGUCCUGCCAUGGCUGCCUCCUGUUGCUCAGAAGGGUAGCCCCUACCACCGUCUGUCGGUUUUCGUUAUGGAGCAGAAGGAUUCGAAGCCGCUCGAUUUCGCCGCCGUCAAGGCCAAGGAGACGACCCGCGACAACAAGCUCCUCCGCACCCUGCAAGCCAGGUACCACCUGAAGGCCAUUGGAGCGCACCUGUUCCGUACCGAAUGGGAUUCGACGAUGGCAGAGGUCAUGAAGGAGAACGGAUACGCCGAGGUGGACAUGGAGCUCCGCCGCAAGAGGGUCGAGCCUCUGCCUUACAAGAGGAGAAACCCAUCUACCUUCCGGUAA